Messenger RNA from Galeopterus variegatus (Sunda flying lemur), 745 nucleotides. Its product is annotated as integrator complex subunit 8-like. The annotation marks the transcript as partial. Gene Ontology annotation, biological process: snRNA 3'-end processing. NCBI's taxonomy places the organism in Eukaryota, Metazoa, Chordata, Mammalia, Dermoptera, Cynocephalidae. The record is from RefSeq and is a predicted model, not a curated record. Gene Ontology annotation, cellular component: integrator complex. The transcript has 5 exons.
GUGUGUGCGAGAUCAAUAAAUUUAGAAAAAGCUUCAGAGUCUUUGAAAGGAAAUAUGGCUGCUUUUCUAAAGAAUGUGUGUCUGGGGUUGGAAGAUCUACAGUAUGUUUUCAUGAUUUCUUCACAUGAGCUUUUCAUUACAUUGUUGAAAGAUAAAGAACGAAAGCUACUUGUUGAUCAGAUGAGGAAGAGAUCCCCUAGAGUAAAUCUGUGCAUUAAGCCUGUAACUUCAUUUUAUGAUAUCCCAGCCUCAGCAAGUGUCAACAUUGGCCAAUUGGAGCAUCAACUUAUAUUGUCAGUGGAUCCCUGGAGGAUUAGACAGAUUUUAAUUGAAUUACAUGGUAUGACUUCAGAUCGCCAAUUCUGGACAGUGUCUAAUAAAUGGGAAGUACCUUCUGUCUUUAGUGGUGUUAUCCUGGGAAUUAAAGACAAUUUAACAAAGGAUUUGGUUUAUAUUCUCAUGGCCAAAGGUUUGCACUGCAGUAGUGUUAAGGACUUUUCCCAUGCUAAACAGCUGUUUGCUGCUUGUUUGGAGUUGGUAACAGAGUUCUCACCAAAACUUCGUCAGGUCAUGCUGAAUGAGAUGUUGCUUUUGGAUAUUCAUACACAUGAAGCUGGAACGGGGCAAUCAGGAGAGAGACCUCCUUCUGACCUUAUUAGUAGGGUGCGAGGAUACCUGGAAAUGAGGCUUCCUGGUAAGACUGUUUCACAGGGACAAAUUUCAGAAAUUCAGUACUCAAAUAAUU